Molecule: messenger RNA, 657 nt
Organism: Psilocybe cubensis
Lineage: Eukaryota; Fungi; Basidiomycota; Agaricomycetes; Agaricales; Agrocybaceae
Exons: 5
Coding region: 1-657 (218 amino acids)
Source: RefSeq, a predicted model, not a curated record
AUGAAUCUUUUCCACUUUGUGCCACAGAUGACAGACGAAACGAUGGACAUCGACAGCGCGCCUACGGUGGCUCCGUCGAACCAGAACAUCCACCAUUCCAUAAUAUCCACGCACACAAACCAAGCUCCUCACGCCCCCACUCCAACAAUUCGGGACAACUUUCGAGAAAUCCAGGUGAAAGUUCAUGUUCGCAACCCUGGAAGAGACACCUGGUCCUAUCAAGGCAGGGGUGUAGUCACUCAGGAGGUGUCAGGGCACUCAUCUCGCGUCGUUGUCCGAAGUCUGACCACUGGCAAGGUUAUGACUGCAUUUGGAGAAUCGUCUGAUCUACAAGCCGAAAAGCGGGGAAAUUUUGUGGUCAUUGGUUGUGUGGAUGGAAACCGCGUCAUAUCAUGGUCUUUAAAUGCUUUGAACAAUUCGGAGACACUUCGCCUUCUUGCGAGCAUUGAGCUUGCUUGUUACAAGUGCAAACAGGCUGUUGCGGACCCUCGUUCUCAUAGCAAAUCUCGACGAAAGAUAGAAAGAUUGAUUAAGGAUGACCGAAGAAAGAGGCAUCGCAGGCGUAAAGAUCAAGAAGCUAUGAUCGACGCCUUUGCUCGUCAGAAUCUGAGCCCAGAAACGCCGCAGGAAGUCGGUCCACCACAGCCCACGUCGUGA